GUCGUCAUCCUUCUCCUCCACCUGACUGGAAUUCCUUAUUUAUUUUGGUAAUCGUCACCGCAUAUUCGGGCAGCAAUAUGGUAUAAUCAUUUUUUCAUGGAAGUAUUACUCUGACAUUUGGAUGAUGGGGAAUUCGUAAACGUUUCUAAAAACUGUGUUUACUGUUGCACGUAAUUACCUCAUGUGUUUUCAUAUUUGUAACUUUAAUUAAGUAUCUUUCUCCUUAUUUGUCAACAUAUUAGCUCCUUUUGUAACACUCGUCCUGCAGAAGAUCAACCAUCGUCUUGUCGCUAUGUUAGGCGGAGUGUUGUGUGGAUCAUGUAUUAUUGCCAGCGCUUUCUUCAAAAACUCAGUUACUGUAGGAGUCUGUCUCGCUUUAUCAGGUGUUGGCUUGUCAAUGACCUACAUGCCCAUGGUGAUUGCACUGAAUGAUUUCUUCAGAGAAAAAUUCGUUUUGAUGAACACAAUCACGCUGUACGGCUACACCGCUGGAUCCAUGCUGCUCCCUAUUGUAAUGGAAAGGUCAUUCGAAGCAUAUGGCUAUGUAGGGGCUUUUAUUAUCCUUGGCGGUAUUGCUUUUAACCUUGUCGUGUGCGGUGCAAUGAUACAAAAGGCACCAAGAAACGCAGCUACAAAUGAAGGCAAAAGUUAUAAUAAAGUGAAUGAGAAACAGAAGUGUCUCUCUGAAGGAGAAUCCUCGAAGCAAGCAGAAAGCAUCCGUUAUCAUGAGGAGGAGGAGGAAGAGGAAAAGGAGGAGCAUGAGGAGGAGGAAGAGGAUAGUGAAGAGUGUGUCUUGGAGGAAAGGCGUUUGAUUCAAAACGAGAGACGUAACAUCAAUAAACAGGAAACAUCUCCGAAUGCGCGCUCAUCUUUUACAAGCUCCGUCUUUCAAACCGGCAAACGGUCCUGUGGACUUUUAAACGAACCACUGUUUCUCUUCACCAUUCCGAUUCAUUUCUUGUUCAUGUUCUCCAUUUAUGCGUGGAUGCUGUUUCUGGUACCUCACGCUGAACACCUGGGAAUCCCUCCUUUCAAAGCAAUCUUCCUCUCUACAAUUGGUGGCAUAGGUGGCAUCAUCGGUCGGACCAUCUUCAUCAUCUUCGUCGGCAAAGGCAUCAAUGUUUAUGUCGUCUACAUCGCCAUCGGCCUCAUCUGCAUGGCAUCAUUUCUGCUGGACUUUAUCAGUUCUGCUUACGCGGUGCGUGCUACAUUGGCUUUUGUCCAAGGUUUCACCUUCUUCAUCGAGGAUGCUAUUGCGGCCAGUUUAUUUAAAGAUACAGUCUUUGACGAUCGGAAUUUUAACAUGGCCGUGGCUGUCAGUUUAUUCGCGGAAGGACUAGGGGCGACAUGUGCAGGAACAAUUACAGGUUAUCUGUUUGAUGUCACCCAGUCGUUCACGAAGGUGUUCAUCAUCGUUGGCUUCAUCCACGCCGUCAUGGUCGUUCAUCUCUUCGUUGUAUCGAUCCUCAUCAAGAGACGACGACAACAUGUCAGCUGUAAUUUUGACCACUGAGGAUUAAGAGGUUGAAGCAGAAACGUCCCCAUAAUAUCCUCCUACCUUUUGAAAUCUUUCGUUGAUACCGAACAACCUAUUACUAUCAUGACAUUGGUUAGUAAUGGCUAACCCUUACAAAAAAGUACCAUGGUAACGAUGGUUUUUUUUGUCCAAAUUACAAAUUCAAUUUCAAAUUCGCCGAGAUCCCAUGUAAUACACGCGUUUCCAUCGGAUAAUAGUGAUCUUGUACGACGGUUUUGUGAAACGUUGACCUGUAUUUUUACUAUUGUUAUAGCAUGGUUAAAAAUACAAUAAAUGUAACGUUAUCAGGCGCGUACGCAGGAUUUUUUCAAGGGGGGGGGGGGGUAACAUU
This is a messenger RNA of Strongylocentrotus purpuratus (purple sea urchin), 1868 nucleotides long. Its product is annotated as monocarboxylate transporter 12-like. Gene Ontology annotation, molecular function: monocarboxylic acid transmembrane transporter activity. Gene Ontology annotation, biological process: transmembrane transport. The coding region runs from base 293 to 1513 and encodes 406 amino acids. The transcript is spliced from 3 exons. NCBI's taxonomy places the organism in Eukaryota, Metazoa, Echinodermata, Echinoidea, Camarodonta, Strongylocentrotidae. The record is from RefSeq and is a predicted model, not a curated record.